Molecule: messenger RNA, 528 nt
Organism: Macroventuria anomochaeta
Lineage: Eukaryota; Fungi; Ascomycota; Dothideomycetes; Pleosporales; Didymellaceae
Exons: 1
Coding region: 1-528 (175 amino acids)
Biological process (GO): nuclear-transcribed mRNA catabolic process, RNase MRP-dependent; tRNA processing; intronic box C/D snoRNA processing
Cellular component (GO): ribonuclease MRP complex; nucleolar ribonuclease P complex
Molecular function (GO): ribonuclease MRP activity
Source: RefSeq, a predicted model, not a curated record
AUGGCCAACGCUUCGACAGUAGACGUACAAGACCGCCUCACCUCGACUCAAGACGCAAAAAAGCGCAAGCGCAAAGAGAAAGAGACACACAUCCUCAACCAGACCACCUUCCGCAAACCCACGUGGUCCUACUUCCACCUCACCCUGGUCACACCAGGCACAGCCGCGCAACCGUCCUCAGCGUCCGCAGCAUCUCCAGAACCACGCGAUAUCGACGCUCUCACUGUAUCAGCCCUCCUUCUACAACCGCUUACGGCGUACCUCGGCACCACGGGCUCAGCUAUCCCGAUCGAUAUUUGGCAUACGCAAGGGCGGAGCGCGUACGUCCGUAUACCGAGGCAAGAUGCAAAAGCUUUCCGCGCGGGUCUGAGCGGCUGGACUGGGGGUUGCGAUGCGGGUAGCGUGCCCGGUAUUGAAGAACCAGGGAGGGUCAGGGUUGCGUGGAGGGUUGUCGCUGAGGGCGGGAGCAUAGGAUUGCUGAGAGGAGCAGGUGAAGAGCUCUUUGGAGACAGCGGGGUUGCGUACUGA